AUUAUUAUAUUAGCGAAAGAUGGAUGUACAGCUGAGAAGAUAUGUUUUAAUUUUAAUGUUAUUUUUUCUAAUUCAGUUCUCUUCCACUAAAAUAUCAGAUUUACGAUUAUGUGGUGAUCCUGCAUGCAAGGAUCCAAUAUCUAGAGGCAGAACAGUGUUACGUUAUCUCAGUGAUGAUAAGCGUAUUUUAUCAUUUCUUCCCAACAAAGAUGUUAUUAUAUAUGGUAAGGAAGCAGGGAGUCGACCUGACCUUUGGGACGUGGAGAUUGAUGGACGGCGAGGCUAUGUUCCAAAAAAACUGAUUCAAGAAAUAGGUGUGAUGAAGCGUGAUUUAAAAUACAAAGUGUCAACAGAGGAAGAUAAAGAAGAGAUUACUUCCAAUAUCUCAGCUGAUUUAUUCAAUGAGAAAGACCAAGGUAGACAUGAUGUCUUGCAGGGAAAAUAUGCAUCAGGCCAAGGUAGACAAGAUGUCUUGCAGGGAAAAGAUGCAUCAGGCCAAGAACAGAGUGAAAGAGCAGUUCAUGAAGCAAAUAGACAAACAAGGAGAGAUUCGGUCCCUGCUCCAGAUUUUAAUCCCAGUUCUCCAACUAGCCAAAGUUUUGAGGCCUCAGCUGUUCCUCAGCCAGCACCAUCAUUACCAUCAAUGCCCCAACAAGAUAAUAGUUUACCUAUGCCUACUCAGACUGGUGAUCAAGAAGGAUUGGCUGAUAGCUACCUUCCUCAAAAUGCAGUCCGAACAUCCUUCUCGUCUGCAGAAAGUACGUUAGCUGCAAAAACUGUGGAACAAGACAACUCUGUUGCACAAGCAAAAUUUACUGUGAUAGAUGGUACAACAUUUCCUUUAGAUGAAGAUCUCAUUUUGGAUAUCUCCACUUCUACAUCCGUUUCACAUGUAGAAUCACCAAAAAAUGAAGGAAGAGUUUUAAUUUCCCCAUCAGCUAGUCUUCCUCCUUCCACACCUGAUCAUUUACCUCAACAGAAUGAUGCAAAUUGGGGGAAAGCUGGUCUAGAUGAGCAACCACCAGUUAGACCCCCUGAAAGUUUAAAAGAUCAACCACCUGGUUCUGCCCCAGAUGAGGCUUUUUCUCCAACAAUAAGGGCUUCACCUGUACAACAUGAUCACCAAAAAUCUGAGACCUUAGAUAAUAAUGUUUCUCAAGAUAAUGAACCUAAUAAUAGUGACCAUUCUGAUCUGCCAGGAAAUGGAGAAGAUUAUGCUGACAUAGGAGCAGUUGAAAGAAUUGGCUCAUAUUUUAAGAAUAUAUUUGGUGGACAAGAUGAUUCCGAUGGAAUACCUCACUCACAGCCUGAAAGAGAUGUGAAACAACCAACUGAGGAUUUUAAUAAAGAUUCUUUAAAAUUUAUGACUGAUGCUGAUCAAACCAAAAAUGAAGAAAUGCAAAAUGCACAUAUUGUUGAAGAGGAAAAAUGGGAACAGAAUCCCCAUAAGACUUUACCAAUAGACACCAGUGAUAAUGAAAACGUUGAAGGUUCUAACAAGGUUCUAGAAGUUUUAAAUGAAGAAGAAACAAAAGUGGAAGUUGAAGAUGCAUUAGGGAAUUUGGUGUUAGAUUAUUAUGCGUCUGAAGAGAAGAAAGAAACUGUUAUGCUACAACAAAAUGAAGAUGAUUCAGGAGAGCAGCAAACCCAUCCAGAUACUGGUGGGCUAAAUCCAAACCCCGUACAUGAUAGUGUUGAUAAUGAAAAGCAAAGUGUGGAUGAAGAAAAAUCGGUCUCUUUUAAGCAGGAUUUUAAAUUAUCUGAUGGUGAUUAUCAUAGUCAUGGUUCUAAUGGAAAUAAUCAUUCUCUUGAUGAAACACAAGGAGUAUCUCCUCAAGAUCAGAAAGAAGAAGAAUUCAUACCACCAUUCAGACUUGCAGAGCAAUCGGAAAAACUAAAUGACAUUAGUGCAAAAGGAACUCCAUUUCAUAGUACACAUUCUGCAGAUAGUAUCCAUGAUAGUCUAGGUAAUGAUGUUCCUGAAAGUUCAUUUUUAGAUGGGACUUCUCAAAAACAUUCUGUUGAGAACUUAUCACACCAGGAAAAUAGCCAUAAAGGGUUGUCUGAUGAUGGUGAAAAAACCUCUUUGAAGGAGGAAAAGCCCAUUUUGGAGGAACAUGAGUAUACUUCAGAAGAAACAACAUUGAAUAACAGCCCAGUUUCUGAUCACCAGAGUAAACCAUCUAGCAUGUUAAAGUAUGCUAUUUCUAGUGAGACAGGUGAACCAGUACCAAAUCAACACCUUUUGUUUCCUGACCAACCUCAUGAAUUAGUAGAUUCUGGAGGAAAAUCUUUGCCAGAGAAGUUAAGUUCUGAAGAGAAGGAGACAGAAGAAACUUCUUCUACUGAACAUCAGAAAGAAGUGGCUGAAGAAAUUGUAGAAGAAACAGCUAAUGUAAAUGGUGAAACUAAUCCUAAAAAAAAUAUGGAAGAUGAGGUUACUGGAGAAGGGUAUACUUCUGAAGAAGAAGCUGCAGAUGAAAGUAUUGUUGAUGAGACUAGAUCUGAAGUGGGAGGAGAAAAUUUUACUUAUGGUGAGAUGAGUAAUGAAGAAGAUACUGUUGAUAAGUCUAAUCCUAAAGAAGUGAUAGGAGAAGAGACAAUCAGAAAUGUAUCUAAUUCCUCAGAAGAUACAUACGAAGGAAAUUCUGAUGAUGAGACAAGUCAUCAAAAAGAAGAAGGGAUUUUUGAUGAUAAAUCUAGUCCUGAUGAAAAGGUGGCAGACAAUACUAAGGUUGAUGAGAUCACACCUGCAGAAGAAGUGGUAGAAAAGUUUUUGAAUAAUGAGUUUAAUUUCGAAGGUGAAGUGGUUAACGAGGCUCGCGAUAAUGAUCAGGUUGAAUCUAAAGACAAUCAAGUACCUAAUAAUAAACUGAUGUCUCAUGACAGAGAACAGGUUGACCAAACAGAUGCUGGUAAUGAAGCUGUUCAAUUAAAGAGACAUGAUUUCUCUGAUAGUGACACACGUGAGACAGCGUACUUUAAUGAACAAGAAAUAUUUAGCGAUCCUUUGAAAAAAGAACUGAAUUUUGGAAAGUCUGGUAAUUUAGGAUCUGGUGUGGGACUUAACACGGAUCCAGCACAAUCUUUUAAAGAACAUAACAAUCCAGCAUUCAAUGCACCUGAAAAAAAAUCAAGUAAUCUUAAUCCUGUUGGUGCUAUUUCUGGAUCUGCUGGUAUGGAAGUUAAUAAUCAUCUGGAUAAAUUGAAACCCCAGGAACCAUAUCAAGCAAAGAAUGAUCCUCCAGACAGUGUUAUAGAUGAUCAUAAACUAUCUACUGAUCAUGCAGAACCGACUAGUAGCACAUUGUCAGAAAAAUCAAAUUACCUAGAUCCUGUUGGGGCUAUUUCUGGAUCUGUUGGUAUGGAAGUGAAUAAUCAUCUGGAUAAACUGAAACCCCAGGAACCAUAUCAAGCAAAGAAUGAUCCUCUAGACAGUGUUAUAGAUGAUCAUAAACUAUCUACUGAUCAUGCAGAACCGACUACAAGCACUGUAUCCCAGUCAAGGGACAGCUUAGACUCUAUCAGUAAUCCCCUUCCUAUAACCACAGAACCUUCUGCUUUGGAAGAAUCAGAGGUGAGAGAAAACUUAAAAGAAGAGAGUGGAUAUAAAAAAUCCGAGAAAAGCUACUGCUUUACCGAUGGAUUAGACUCUGAAAAUGAUUGUCUCCACAACCACAAUGAAGAACACCAUAGAGGUAUCUCCCCAACAGAUGUACCCCAGUUACAAGAAGAAACAACAGCAGGAACCUCUUUCACAUGGGAAGAUAUGGAGUUGUUGGCAAGAGAGUACUUCCUGUCCCUAAAACGCUAUCUUCAAAUGACGAUUGACAUGCUUCCAGAGCCAAUUCAGGCUGCUCUAGCUGACCUUGAGAAAAAUGGUUUGUCUCCACGAGUUACAGUGUUCCUGACAAUUUUUGCAACAUCAUCUGUUUUGCUGAUUAUAAGUUUCUGGCUUAUUAAGAGAGGAAGAAAGGAACGAUUUUACAUUCAAAAACUGUGUUCUCAAGAGAAGAUUGUGUUCACUGUGUCCAAGGAACGAGACGUUGCUAAGGAAGAGCUGGAAGCUGCAAAGAAACAGAUUACAUCCUUAGAACAGAGUUGGCUUGAACAGCAAAAUGCAAUGGAACCUCUACAACAAGAGCUAAAGAAAAACAAGGUUCAUUAG
Messenger RNA from Limulus polyphemus (Atlantic horseshoe crab), 4168 nucleotides. Its product is annotated as melanoma inhibitory activity protein 3-like. The coding region runs from base 20 to 4168 and encodes 1382 amino acids. Lineage: Eukaryota; Metazoa; Arthropoda; Merostomata; Xiphosura; Limulidae. The record is from RefSeq and is a predicted model, not a curated record. The transcript is spliced from 10 exons. Gene Ontology annotation, molecular function: protein binding.